AUGGAGCGUUCUGAUAACAACCAAGCCAUUAAUGGUGAUCAGAUGUUACCACCCCCGGUGAGAAAGAGUUUGAUUCCUCCUUCGCCAAAGCCCUCGAUGGGUAGGAAGCCUUCCAUCUCUCGACAACCCGUUCCAGUCGAGUUUUCAGCUUCCCCAACGAUCCGAGACAGUCGUUAUAAUCCUCAAGCUUCCACUGGCUCACCAAGCCUCUCGGGCCGUCGGACCCCAUCGUUGGGAGGUCGCCCCGCUGCCAGGCGAGGAACUGAAGAGAGUCUCAUGAUAGAUAUAUUUAACGACCACGGGUUGGUCAAUGAUCAGGAGAACAUCAAGGGUCCCCGAAAGAGGUCUCUUUUUGGAAACAUCGAGCGAAAAAGUAAAAGACGACUCGAAGAAAAUAGUGGUGAGAAGGGCCCAAAGGAAUCUUGCUACCAACCACCAGAGGAAAAUGUGCUACAAGGUCGAAGAUUCGUGGUCCAGCCUCCUCACCUAUUGUCUCCCAGAUCCUCUAAGAAACGAUGUGAUCCUUCAGGUUAUGAAAAAGGGUGGCCCGGGGCGGAAAGAGCGUAUAAUAAGAAGGAACCCAAGCUUGUUGAGUCGAAGCGCGGCAGUCCGGUGUUCCAUCAUUCCGAAGAACAAAAUUUAGACCAGUGGUUCGAAGAGCAAAGGAUCAAUCGAGUAGCCCCUUCCAAUGAUAAUCGUGAAGGUUCUAGCGACGACUUUCGCUCGUCGCCGUAUUACGAGCAUAUCGAGGACACCGAGAAGACGAUUCUUGGUCCCUCAGGCGCAUCCUCUCCAGAAUUGGAGACGAACAAGGAAAAUGUAGCCGGUCUGACCGACUUGGAUGAAAGCUUAAAGCUUAUCCCCGAUCCAGGCGAAUAUCGACCUGGAGCCUAUAACUCAUUGACCGACGAGCAGUGGCUCUCAGCCGGCCAAAAGUUGAUCGAAAGAUUUUGCGACAACUCCCAGAAAGUCCAGAAGAUCAUUACGGCACGUGCCCAACGAAUGGCUAGCUACACCACCAUGAUCGACGAGUAUCAUAAGCUGCUCAGACAUCGUCGAGCAGAAUUGAAAGCCGAACGAGAAUCCAUUCAGGAAGGAGUUAGUGGAUCGAUUGCCGGCUAUUGGAAGUCACAACACAUAUGA
Molecule: messenger RNA, 1143 nt
Organism: Puccinia triticina
Lineage: Eukaryota; Fungi; Basidiomycota; Pucciniomycetes; Pucciniales; Pucciniaceae
Exons: 4
Coding region: 1-1143 (380 amino acids)
Source: RefSeq, a predicted model, not a curated record